Molecule: messenger RNA, 3733 nt
Organism: Suricata suricatta (meerkat)
Lineage: Eukaryota; Metazoa; Chordata; Mammalia; Carnivora; Herpestidae
Gene: TGS1
Product: trimethylguanosine synthase 1
Exons: 13
Coding region: 188-2737 (849 amino acids)
Biological process (GO): 7-methylguanosine RNA capping; 7-methylguanosine cap hypermethylation
Cellular component (GO): nucleus
Molecular function (GO): RNA cap trimethylguanosine synthase activity
Source: RefSeq, a predicted model, not a curated record
GCGCCACUUCCGCCAGCGGCACCUUGUCUCGCUUCAAGCUCGAGCUGCCCCGGGCCCAUUCCUGAGCCCCUGACGUUCCCCUCUGGCGCGCUAGCGAGACCUCUUUCCGGGUCCGGGAGCCGAACCGAGGCCGGGAAGGGCGGGCCCGUGCCGUUGGGCGCGGGGCUUCCUGCUCCGAGGUGGGAAGAUGUGCUGCGAGAAAUGGAGCCGCGUGGCCGAAAUGUUUCUCUUCAUUGAAGACCUGGAGGAGGAUUCUAAGAUCCUGUGCCUGUGCUCCAGGGCCUUUGUGGAAGACCGAAAAUUGUGCAAUUUGGGAUUAAAAGGCUACUAUAUCAAAGGCAAUGGUGACAAUGCAGGAGACCAAGCGACAGAAGAGGAGGAAGGUGGCACUGCAGAGUCACAUGACAGCAAAGGUGUAGGCCUGGAUGAAGGUGAACUUGAUUCUGAGGCUGAGCUCAUGAGAAGUAUGGGACUGCCACUUCAAUUUGGUGGCAUGUCUGCGCAUAAGAAUUUUGAGGUGUCUAUGAAUACGAGAAAUAAAGUUAAAAUCAAAAAGAAAAAGAAAAAACACCAGAAGAGGUACUUAGAUGAAAUUAUGAGAGAAUCUUGGAGAGAAGAAUAUGAAGAAGAUGACAUUUUGGCCUCAGAUGAUCUGUGUUCAGUUGAACAGUAUGAGAAUACCAAAACAUGUAAACUUCAAACCAAAAAAGGCAUUGAAACUGAAAAUCUUUCUGUUGAAAAUACAUUAUGUCCAAAGCUAGAAAUUACAGAGAACUGGGAAAAGUAUUGGAAUGAAUAUGGCAGAGACUUAUUAUGGCAAAGCUGGCAAGAAAAACAUUCAGGUCAGACACUGUGCUCUGAACCUUGGAACAUUCCUGAUACAAAAGAGGAAUGGGAACAACAUUAUAGUCAACUUUAUUGGUAUUAUUUGGAACAGUUUCAGUAUUGGGAAGCUCAGGGUUGGACUUGUGAGGCCUCACAAACCUGUGAUACAGAGAGUGAUGGGCCUAAAAUAGAAGUUGACAACAAGAAAGAUGAAAAUUGCAUAAAAGCAGACUUGGCGUCUUUUCCAUCUUCAUCUAUUAUAAUUGAUGGUGAAAGCUCUAGUUCAAGUGAUAAAGAGCAUAAUGAAAUACUUGAUGGAAUUAGUAAUAUAAGUCUGAACUCGGAGGAGGUGGAACAGAGCCCGUUCGAGUCUUCAGUAGGUUGCGAUGGAUGUCAGUUGCCAAGUGAAGUUGGCAGCAGUAGAGAAUGCCCCGCUUCUGGCCAGAGUGAACCGUGUCGUGGAGGAACUGAGGACAACAGUGGGUCUGGGAACAGAGGCACAAACCGACCAGCUCAGGAUGCACAGGACUCUUCGGAAGCAAGCACAAUCAAAGAAAGACCACGCCCCAGCAGUGUUGAUGGAGAUGAGAGUGAGGAAGAGCCACCUGAACAGAAGCCAAGCAAACUCAAGAGGAGCCACGAGCUGGACAUCGAUGAAAACCCAGACUCAGACUGUGAUGACAGUGGUUCCCUUCUGGGAUUCAAGCAUGGCUCAGGACAAAAAUACGGUGGAAUCUCAAAUUUUAGUCGACGGCGGGUCAGAUACCUGCAGAAGAAUGUGAAGUAUAAGUCAAAGUUCCUGGACAUGAGAAGACAAAUAAAUAUGAAAAACAAACACAUCUUCUUUACUGAAGAGUCAGAAAAGCCAGUUUUCAAGAAAAGCAAAGCAUUGACUAAGGUAGAAAAGUUCCUAAGAUGGGUCAGUGACCCGGUGGAAGAGGCAGUGUCACCGGACAACUUACAGGACUCGUGCACAAGCAGUGAUUCAGAGGAGCAAGACACGUCUGUGAGAACGGGCGAUGACCCGCUGGAGGCGAGCCAGCGAGGACCUGGACCGUGUCGGGCCGUAUCCGCGGCCGGGGAACUUGAAGCAGGAGACAGUGAAGGAGACGGCCCAGGGACGGCUCGUGCUGAUAAGGGAGACUGCGCUGCUCAGGUCGCCCCAGACUCUCCUCAGGCAGACGCUGCGGCUGAAAGUAAGAAGAAGAAGAAGAAGAAGAAGAAGAGCAGGAACAGAAGGGUGACUGGCCUGCCUCCCGAGAUAGCCGCGGUGCCCGAGCUGGCCAAGUACUGGGCCCAGCGCUACAGGCUCUUCUCCCGCUUUGACGAUGGGAUCAAGCUGGACAGAGAGGGCUGGUUUUCGGUGACUCCCGAGAAGAUCGCGGAGCACAUUGCUGGCCGCGUCAGCCAGUCCUUCACGCGUGGCGUCGUGGUGGAUGCGUUUUGUGGAGUCGGAGGAAAUACCAUCCAGUUUGCCUUAACAGGAAAGAGAGUGAUUGCCAUUGAUAUUGAUCCUGUUAAGAUUGAUCUUGCUCGCAAUAAUGCCGAAGUUUAUGGAAUAGCAGACAAGAUAGAGUUCAUCUGUGGAGAUUUCCUUCUGCUGGCUUCUCAUCUAAAGGCUGAUGUUGUAUUUCUUAGCCCCCCUUGGGGAGGACCAGACUACGCUACUGCAGAGACCUUUGACAUUAGGACCAUGAUGUCUCCUGAUGGCUUUGAAAUCUUCAAGCUUUCCCAGAAGAUCACUAAUAAUAUUGUGUAUUUUCUCCCAAGAAACGCUGAUGUUGACCAGGUGGCCUCCUUAGCCGGGCCUGGAGGGCAAGUGGAAAUAGAACAAAACUUUCUUAAUAAUAAACUGAAGACAAUCACUGCUUAUUUUGGAGACCUGAUUCGAAGAUCAGCCUCUGAAUCCUAGUCGUGAGGUGGCAUAAGGACAGACGGAUCACACGUGGUCAGGACAUUGCUCAGAUGAGCCUCUCGGAUUUCCUUCUGUAGUCACUGAUAGUUCGUGCCCCUGGCCUUACAUCACCAGGUGACAUGGAGACUCACAGCAGAUUCAUGGAUAUUGACGAGGUACUGGACAUCUUUGGGUAAUGUUAACCGUGUGCGUGAUACAUUUGGAUAGUCAGUAUCUGAAAUGGAACGGCAGGCCUUCCCCUGUGCUUAAUGUCCAACGAUGUGUAUAUAUGUUUGUAUGUGUAUAUAUAUUUUGUAAUUGUGUAUGUUUUGGUUUAACAUCUUUGUAAAAAACAAUUACUGUUUUUUCUAAUAUAAAAAUAUAAGAAAGCAAUGAAUGAACUGUAGUCUGUCUGCCCAUUAGACCCCUGCUGAGAUAAAUCAUGGUAAACCUUUAAGGGUGGAAACAAACAGGACAGACGGGCACACAGUGAGCAGUACAGCUCUCCUGCCCCUUCCCCUGCCCACUGGUCAUUUGUCUCAACGGAACUCCAGCUAACAGUACUUAUCGCUCCUUUGGCAGACGGAAGAGGAAUUGCAGUGUGCUUUAUACACUUUUCCCCUCUCCUUUAUGCACUGCUCAAUAUUCCCCCUCCCUCCCAUCUUUUACUUAACGUAUCUUUUUUAAAACUAUGUACUAUUGUAUCUUGAAGACUUCCCCAGGACACACAUGGAGCCCUACCUCAUUCUGUUCCAUGGCUAUCUUCUGUUCCAUCACGUUGUAUUGAUGUAGAUGGUCCCGGUCGAUGGAUAUUCGGGCUGUUUUCAGGUUUUUGCAACUGUGAACUAUUGUGGGCAUGAUCAAGCGUGUCAAUUUUGUUGUCUUAGUGCGUCAGAGAAAUGGUGUCUUAUUGUUUAUAUGUAUCCCUUAAUCAUGAAUGAGAUUUGAGCACAUUUUCAUUUGUUUUGGUCUUAGUUUUCCCGUUUUAAACUUACUAUUUCUAUCUUUUAUCAA